AUGGAGUGGACUAUAGCAUCUUCUGGGGGCACCGGCUCGAGGCUCACGCGUGUGCUUAUUAUUAUAUCUGGAGUAGCAUCUCUAGUGGCUACUUUACUAUCUAUCGUGUCGAUAUGGCUACAAAUGAAAAACUACCGGAAGCCUUUGCUUCAGCGCUAUGUUGUACGAAUACUUUUGAUGAUCCCGAUCUAUGCUGCCUCGUCAUGGACCAGUAUCAUCUCCCUUAAAGCCGCUAUGUUUUUAGAUCCCGUUCGAGAUAUAUACGAGGCAUUUACCAUCUAUACCUUUUUUCAGUUACUGAUCAACUUCCUUGGCGGCGAACGAGCACUGAUUAUAAUGACACACGGACGACCACCAGUCCAACACAUGUGGCCGCUAAAUACAUUUCUUUCCAAAGUAGAUAUUUCGGAUCCGCAUACAUUUCUUGCAAUCAAAAGAGGCAUCUUGCAAUAUGCUUGGCUAAAGCCGAUUCUUGCGUUGGCAUCAAUCAUCAUGAAGGCGACUGAUACUUAUCAAGAGGGGUACAUUGGAGCAUCCUCUGGUUAUCUUUGGACAGGUAUUAUCUAUAAUGUCAGCGUCAGUGUCAGCUUGUACUCUUUGGCGCUAUUCUGGAUUUGCAUGCACGAUGACAUGAAACCGUUCCGUCCAGUCCCGAAAUUCCUCUGUGUCAAGCUCAUCAUCUUCGCAUCGUACUGGCAAGGCUUUUUCUUGUCAAUUCUUCAAUGGCUUGGCGCUAUCCCGAAUGGUGUGGCGGGUUAUACACCGGACAAUCUUGCUGCAGCUAUCCAGGACACCUUGAUUUGUUUAGAGAUGCCGGCUUUUGCAAUUGCUCACUGGUAUGCUUUCUCGUGGCAUGAUUACGCGGAUAAUAGAGUAUCUUCAGCUCGUAUGCCAGUCAAGUAUGCGCUAAGGGACGCUUUUGGGAUUCGGGAUCUCAUCGAGGACACCAAACAGACAUUCCAAGGAAAUGAUUACGAAUACCGCCUGUUCGAUUCGGGAGACAAUAUCAUUGCUCAUGAGGAAUCAAGCUCACGUGUGAAACGGGUAAUGGAAGGAAUGAGAUACGAGCGAGGAGGAAAAGGCAAAUACUGGAUACCGAAACCUGGGGAAACCAAUAGUCGAACACCACUCUUGUCUGGACGCAUUGCCCCAGGACAGCGUAGUCUCUCGGAUGGUCCCAAACGAAACAGUACCAUUGACAAGUACCGCUCAUAUGGUGAACUUGAAGAGACCACUAUCGACGAGGACGACGAGCGACUCUUCAACAACGCACGAGCAUUGGAAUUUGGUGACUGGAAUUAUCCGGUCAUUACAGCCAACAUUAUUCCUCGCGAUCAAGUUUUACCUCGGACUGUUAGCUACCAGAGUCAGACCUCCGAUCACGGUCACGUAGUGCGAAAGGCGCGAAAGCACAGAAACAGCCAUGUCUCUGAAUCAAAUCGCGAAAGUAGACCGACGAGCUCAAAAACUCGCCGUCCUCCACGACCAAGUGAUCCACCACGUCAGUCCAGUGCUUCGACAUCUAACUCUCGUCGUAGCCAGUUGGUCGACUUGGCAGUCGAGAAUACGGAAGCUGAGCACCGAGAACAAGACCAAACCCGACGAGAAACAAGGUCUGAUUGGCCCAACAGAGAUGUUGUUCAUUUACAGAGACCUACCGGCGAACCAGUGGGUGUAGUACACCCUCGGCUUACAGAUGGCACUGUUUCGCCUGCUUCACCAGCCAAAUUUGUUGUUGGCAAAGAAGAUGACGACACUAACGACGAGGAUGCCAAUGAGAGAACACCACUGAACCCUGACUACAGUGAUCUAGGUGAAGACCCCAAUAUCUGGGGAUCCUCGGAAGAAGAGCCAAUUUGCCAUCUCAAACCAGUUUUGUCGAAUAUUGUCAAGAGUUGA
Molecule: messenger RNA, 1899 nt
Organism: Talaromyces marneffei
Lineage: Eukaryota; Fungi; Ascomycota; Eurotiomycetes; Eurotiales; Trichocomaceae
Exons: 10
Coding region: 1-1899 (632 amino acids)
Biological process (GO): transport
Molecular function (GO): transporter activity
Source: RefSeq, a predicted model, not a curated record